Messenger RNA from Trypanosoma rangeli, 705 nucleotides. RefSeq lists its product as uncharacterized. The annotation marks the transcript as partial. The transcript has a single exon. NCBI's taxonomy places the organism in Eukaryota, Euglenozoa, Kinetoplastea, Trypanosomatida, Trypanosomatidae. The record is from RefSeq and is a predicted model, not a curated record.
AUGACAAAUCUCGUGACUGACACCAAGGGCCUCUUUAAACACGGGGUACCCGGGUUUGCGUACAACAAUGUAUAUCGUUGCUUUCCGAAUAAUGACAAUGGCCUUUUGUUUCGUCUUGUGAAUGACAAGAGACAGUGGGCCUUUUACAAUGACACAGAGAAGAUGGUGUUCCGCGUCAACGCGAAGAUUGGCAAAGGCUCUCAAGUCAAGCCUCUUGGCCGGGCGAAGCUAACAAAGAUGGAUUGGGGGGUGAAGGAACAAUGGGGCUGGGAGGUGACUGUGGUGGUGGGGCCUGGUCGCACUGAGCGCUUUUUGGAGGGCAGCGUGGAGGGGUUUCAGAUCGACUUUCAAAGCGAGGUUGUGUCGGAGGACGACGUCGAGUUUGAGAAUGGCCUCCCGACGGUAAAGUAUGACAGUGUUUACAAGUGCCUAAAGGGCCACGGCAAUGGGCUUUUGUUUCGUCUCGUGUUGAGGGACAGCUUGAGUGAGGAGUGUACAUGGAGCUACUACAAUGACACCAAGGACUACGUGAUGGAGGUCGAGGUGACGUUCGCCGACAAGACUUGCGUGGAGCCGCUGGGUAAGACACGGGUUGAGCAUGAUCCUGCAAACAAGAAAGGUGUGGUGUACAAAAUUGCUGUGUCGCCGUUGCGCACGGAGUCGUUUCUCCGUGGCCGUCCCUGCGAUUACCGGCAGUCUUUUGUG